GGCCAAAGGAAGAAUGACUGUUCACGUCGCCGUUCUUGAUCCGGAACUUGUUGUCGAGAUACCCCGGAAGAGGUAACUCGCGUGAGAGCGGCGAGUUCGGUACCCAGAACUGAGGAACGCGAAGGCGCUAGUGAGGCGGCGGAGAGGUGCGCUUGAUGAUCUCCAGAUCCCUGGUCAUGGAGUAUUUGACUAAUCCUGGUGCACUUAGCUUGGCUGCCGGAGUUGCCUGUGGCGUGUGCCUAGGCUGGGGCCUCCGAGUGCGCUUUGGAAUGCUCCCCAAGAGCUCGGUGAGGGAGACAAAUGCUGAUGCUGAGACGGAAGCAAGCAUCCUCGGAGAGAGUGGGGAGUACAAAAUGAUUCUUGUGGUUCGAAAUGACUUAAAGAUGGGAAAAGGAAAGGUGGCUGCCCAGUGCUCUCAUGCUGCUGUUUCUGCCUACAAGCAAAUUCAAAGGAGAAACCCUGAGUUACUCAAAGAAUGGGAAUACUGUGGCCAGCCCAAAGUGGUAGUCAAAGCUCCUGAUGAAGAAACUCUGGUUGAAUUACUGACCCAUGCAAAAGUGCUGGGACUGACUGUAAGUUUAAUCCAAGAUGCAGGACGUACUCAGAUUGCACCAGGCUCUCGAACUGUUUUAGGAAUUGGACCAGGACCAGCGGACCUAAUUGACAAGGUCACCGGUCACCUAAAACUUUACUAGGUGUAAUUUUGUAUCAUGAUGGUGGUCCCACCACCACAAGUGUUUGAAACUGUCAAAUUCUAACAAUAAAAGCUGAAUAUCUUCCCCCA
This is a messenger RNA of Dama dama (fallow deer), 784 nucleotides long. It is a transcript of the gene PTRH2, whose product is annotated as peptidyl-tRNA hydrolase 2. Lineage: Eukaryota; Metazoa; Chordata; Mammalia; Artiodactyla; Cervidae. The coding region runs from base 156 to 695 and encodes 179 amino acids. Gene Ontology annotation, cellular component: cytosol; mitochondrion. Gene Ontology annotation, molecular function: peptidyl-tRNA hydrolase activity. Gene Ontology annotation, biological process: positive regulation of anoikis; negative regulation of anoikis. The record is from RefSeq and is a predicted model, not a curated record. The transcript has 2 exons.